AUGCUUGCCUCCAGCCGCGGAACGGCAUUGAGGCAGGCGUUCGCCGCCUCGCCAGCAACGACGAUACCGGCCUUUCUCGUGCCGGCCCUGCAACAGCAAAAGCCCCUGUUGUCCCGAAGACAGUUCUCCUCGACGCCGACACGACACUCGAAGCUCGGCCGGACGCCCCUGUCGAUCCCGCCCGGCGUAGAGCUGGCCAUUAGCGAGCCGAAGCUGAAGAAGGACCCGACGAGCUACCUCAAGGUGUACAAGAGGACUGUCACCGUCACGGGGCCCCUGGGCAAACUGGAUCUCGAGAUCCCGCCUUUCUUGAAGAUCGACCACGAUGUAGAGGGCAAGCGUGCGCUUCUCAGUGUCGAGGACUCGAACAUCAAGGAGCAGAGCGAGAUGUGGGGCACGACAUGGGCCUACCUCCAGCGCUACAUCAUGGGCGUCUCUGAGGGCCAUACGGCGAUCCUCCGUCUUGUGGGUAUCGGAUACCGCGCGACCGUCGAGCAGCGAGGCGCCAAGGAGGAGUUCCCUGGCCAAAAAUUCCUCUGCCUGAAGCUCGGCUUCACGCAUCCGGUCGAGCUGGGCAUCCCGCGGGGCGUCAAGGCGACGGCGGCGAGCCCAACGCGCAUCCUGCUUGAGGGCAUCGACCGGGAGGAGAUCAUGAGCUUUGCUGGCCGCGUGCGCAAGUGGCGGCCGCCGGAACCAUACAAGGGCAAGGGUGUCUUCAUCAACGAUCAGACCAUCAAGCUGAAGCAGAAGAAGAUCAAAUAG
This is a messenger RNA of Colletotrichum spaethianum, 762 nucleotides long. Its product is annotated as 54S ribosomal protein L6, mitochondrial. The record is from RefSeq and is a predicted model, not a curated record. The transcript is spliced from 3 exons. Gene Ontology annotation, molecular function: rRNA binding; structural constituent of ribosome. The coding region runs from base 1 to 762 and encodes 253 amino acids. NCBI's taxonomy places the organism in Eukaryota, Fungi, Ascomycota, Sordariomycetes, Glomerellales, Glomerellaceae. Gene Ontology annotation, cellular component: ribosome; mitochondrial large ribosomal subunit. Gene Ontology annotation, biological process: translation.